CUUGUGAAUUGUGAUCGCCAUCGACGCCAUUACAAUUAUUUUGCCGUUUUGCGAGUUUUGCGUAUGUAAGUGCCAUAAUCCACAAUGAAUAAAGAAAACAUAAACCAAUUAAUGGUUUUGCAGAUACCGGAUGAUCUAACACUUACGGAUGUGCAUAUUCCAGAUGGUAGCCCUAGCCCUUGUACUUCAUCAAGUACAAUAAGUGUUGCUAAUAGUGCUGAGGGGUCAGCAAGUUCUAAUUUCAGCAACAUUUCGGAAGAAUUUGUAAUAGUGCCCACGGAAAACAGAUCAAUUUCAUUUUAUGGAGCGGAAAACAUAUGGACGCAAGAUUAUGAGAAGCAGUUUCCAGAGUUCGACCUUAAAACACUUUUACAUGUAGUACCACAUGGUGGGAAAAUUCUCAGUUUUUAUUCCGAAAAUAAGCGAUUGACAGAGUCGUUGAGGAACAAAUUGGUCGACUUAAUUAUAACUCACGUCUAUUCAUAUAUUUUAAAACACCGGUUGACACAUGCCCAAUAUAACAUCUUAUGCUCUAAAAUUAUCGGCCUUUUCCCCAACGAGAGCCCGCAAACCUAUUAUUAUUCAGGGAAACGAAUAAAUAAUUUGGCAGUUCCAGCAAAAGGCAAGUUGGUUAACAAAGCCCAUAAUAUUUUACAUCAAAGUCCUGACAAGGUGUAUGUCAGAAAAAGGAAAAUUCCCCACAACGAAUUUGAAGUUUUAAAAAAGAGGACCAUUAACAAAGAAGAAAGUGAUGCCGUCACAUGGCUCAAACACCAUAGGGAACCGUGGGAUGAAGUCCUUCAGUACUGGAAGUCGACAUUUAAAUUAAGACAGGAGGCGGACCACGUCAAAGUGUCUGACUUAUUGGUUUCUUGGCCUAUCUUAUCCGACCCUAGAGGCACUUCUUUGAUUGAUUCUGACUUUUCAACUUUGUAUCCACACAUUGAGCUGUCAAUUUUACAGAAUUGGGACUUAUUUUUUGAAAAAAUUUUAGCUCUAAGAAAAAAGGAAAUUGAUGAGACUAGAGACCCGCUUCUACAGGAUAUAAUUGAAAGACUCAAAUCAAAAGAAACUCUUACAGCGGACUCCAUAGUAGCAUUACAAAUUGUUUCGCUUCCACACAUAUUUCCACCAAAGGGGCGUUCUAGAUCGGGUAAAGAGCACUGGAAGUACACUACUAACGAAUCUGUGGAAGGCAUCAUCGUUCAUGCUACCACACCUGGCGAUAUAGAGAGAAAAGUGCAAACUCAACUGGAGAAAGCAGCUAGCCGAAAAAUACAUAAGGAAGUACAACCAUAUUUAAUAGUAGAGGGUCCACAGCUCAGCGACAUAAGAAAUACGUACGUUGUUAUUGAUAAGAUCCAUUUUCAUGCCGAAAGCACUCUCAAAGGGUUUGAUAUUUUAUUUAAAAGUUUUUUCGCCUUAAAUAUUAACUAUCCAGUCCAAAGCGAACAUAUAUGGUAUGCUAUUCAGAGCAUUUUUUUCAAUAUUCCUGUUCCGGAUAAUAAAAUUACAGGAAACAUUACAGACCUUAUAAAAAUUCAUUUAAAUGAUUAA
Messenger RNA from Photinus pyralis (common eastern firefly), 1557 nucleotides. RefSeq lists its product as uncharacterized. The transcript has 7 exons. The record is from RefSeq and is a predicted model, not a curated record. NCBI's taxonomy places the organism in Eukaryota, Metazoa, Arthropoda, Insecta, Coleoptera, Lampyridae. Bases 85 to 1557 code for a protein of 490 amino acids.